UCCUGCUGUCCCCAUCCCCGUGUGUCUGUCCGGCCUCUGCAGGGCCAGCUCCGCCAUGGACUGUAGCUGCGUCUCCGAGCUCCUCUUCGCCCCGCCUGCCCUGCCGGCUCUCUGGACCCCCGGGUUUGCCUUCCCGGAUUGGGCCUACAAGCCGGAGUCGUCCCCUGGCUCGAGGCAGAUCCAGCUGUGGCACUUUAUCCUGGAGCUGCUGCAGAAGGAGGAGUACCAGGGCGUCAUCGCCUGGCAGGGGGACUACGGGGAAUUCGUCAUCAAGGACCCUGAUGAGGUGGCCCGGCUCUGGGGCAUCCGCAAGUGCAAGCCCCACAUGAAUUAUGACAAGCUGAGCCGGGCCCUUCGUUACUACUACAACAAGCGCAUUCUCCACAAGACCAAAGGGAAGAGGUUCACCUACAAGUUCAACUUCAGCAAAGUCGUGCUUGUCAAUUACCCACUGCUGGAUGUGGCGGCCGCUGCCACUGGCUCCCCACUCUUGCUGACCCCUGGUCCUUUUGGGGGCGCCCCUGGGCCAGAUGCUCCUCCCCUCACCCCUGAGACCCUGCAGACCCUGUUCUCCGCCCCACGCCUUGGAGAGCCAGGGGCCCGGACGCCCCUGUUCACCUCUGAGAUGGACAAACUGCGUCUGGACAGCCCCUUCCCAUUCCUGGGCUCUGGUGCCCCCAGCUACUCCAAGCCCCCUGGCCUGCUGGGUCCUUACAGCCGCGCCUUCCCUGAGUGCCCCUGGAACUUGAACCCGUACUUCACGGGCCCCUUCCCCAAGCUGCCCCCGUCUCUCUACCCCCCCCACUUCUAUCCCAGCCCUCUGGCCAGUUCCCUGGGCCACCUGCCCUCUGCAGGGGCUGGGGGAGGCCCCACAGCUGCACCCCUGCUGGCUGCGACCGGGGAGAGCCUGGGCCCCGAGCGCCCCUCAGGUCUGGCAGCAGCAGCCCCUCGCCUGGCACUGCCAGGAGCUGGGGGUCCAGAGCCUGCGCUGGCAGGGAAGGACGACAGCGACUCGGAGCUGGAGAUCACCGAUGUCAGCGCCUGCAGCUCUGACAGUGAGGGCGAUGAGAGCCUCCCGGGGCCCCCCAAGGCCAAGGCGGGCAAAGCGGGUACCGGCAGCUGAGCCAAUGUGGGGCGAUGGAUUCUGCCGAGGCGGGACCAGGAGGGCCACCUUCAGAGGCUCACCCACCCAGUCUGCCCUCCAUGCCAGACCAAGGCCCAGGCCCAGCCCUUGGCAGCCCUCCCCAGCCCAACACUGGGGGUCUCACCUCUCACCCCAAGGGGUGGGGAAGGAACCUGAAGGCCUCCGGCCUCCUCUCCAGGCUCCAGUUUGAGGGGUCCCCGCCUGGCCCCACUCCCAAAGUGCAAUAUGGCGCUCAGCCUGCCCACCUCCCCGGCCCGUUGCUGUGACCUGUGUGUUUGUGUGGCCGUGUCUCCAGCCCCCGUGCCGGCCCCAUCCUGAUAACCUCCCACGCAGGCCCCCUGGGGAAAGGGAGCUCAGAGCAAUAACCCCGCCCCCAGCCC
Messenger RNA from Heterocephalus glaber (naked mole-rat), 1524 nucleotides. RefSeq names its product ETS repressor factor like (gene Erfl). Gene Ontology annotation, biological process: cell differentiation; regulation of transcription by RNA polymerase II. The record is from RefSeq and is a predicted model, not a curated record. Lineage: Eukaryota; Metazoa; Chordata; Mammalia; Rodentia; Bathyergidae. Gene Ontology annotation, molecular function: DNA-binding transcription factor activity, RNA polymerase II-specific; sequence-specific DNA binding. Gene Ontology annotation, cellular component: nucleus.